This is a messenger RNA of Syngnathoides biaculeatus (alligator pipefish), 3867 nucleotides long. Its product is annotated as sentrin-specific protease 5-like. Lineage: Eukaryota; Metazoa; Chordata; Actinopteri; Syngnathiformes; Syngnathidae. The transcript is spliced from 10 exons. Gene Ontology annotation, molecular function: deSUMOylase activity. The record is from RefSeq and is a predicted model, not a curated record. Gene Ontology annotation, biological process: protein desumoylation. Bases 1203 to 2507 code for a protein of 434 amino acids. Gene Ontology annotation, cellular component: nucleus.
GGCCGACGAAUCUUUCCUCGUGAGGCUCUCCGGAAAGAGCCGAAGCAUCAUCGUGGCGUCAUCAAUGAGCGCCACCAGGUUGAUGCAUUUAGCUUCACAUCAAUAUGACACAAAACUCUUACCAUUCCAACGAGAAGGACACAACGGCAGACUGAUCCUGAUCUUAACCACAAUAUAUAACUGCAAGUUUCUACUACGAUGACCUGUAACAUUAGGUGGGAAAUGCAAUAGGACAACCGCUAUUCUUGAUUGGAGACCAGUUAAAAAAAUAAAGUAACCAAACAAAGAACAUUCCCCACCACAUGGAUAAAAAGAGCAGCAGGGAAGAAGAGAUCGAAGUUUGAAGUGGUCUCUUGGGGAUGGGGUUAAACUAUCACAGGAAGACGUCAUGGUUCACAGCAACUCUGCUUCCCCAAUGAAAACAUCUCUUCCACCUAAUGUAACAGAGGCAGCACCUCCUGAGAAAGCAGCAACUCCUCCAGUGCUGCCUCUUAGAGACACUUCUGAUGAGGACUCAUCUCCUAUCCCAACCAAACUCCUGGCCUCAGACGUCACCUCCAUUUCAAAUGUCUCCCAGCCCACUACUCAAAACUCCCAUGCAAAACUAGGCCACCAGUUAUAACUCCUAAAAUUACACCGAAAGUUAAGUCAAGCCAUGCAUUGGACUUGCCUUCUACACACUCAAUAACCCCCACUCAAGGUACAAUUAAUGGCCGUACGUCAGGCAGAAAGAGGACUCCCAAGACUUGUGACUGUUGUGGCCCCAACAGAAGGGGGCACGAUGUCGGAACUCAAGGCAGAGGGAGAGGGAAGGGAAGGGGACGAAGCAGAGGAAAAGGCCCCGGAAGAAACAUCCACUGCACCCCACAACAGAAAAGUGGGGACAAACUCAUGAGAGUAAUUGACUUUGACCUGACAGAGGAUGGGUUGGCAGAAGUGGAGGAUGAAACUGACAUGGAAAAGGGGACGGAAGUAUCAAAUCCACCCUCAGCAUCAACUGCUCCUUCACAAAACUGCCUCUCUUUACUGGAUGGAGAUGUCUUGGACAGUGGCCAGAUACGUUGCUCAGAAAUGACGACGCCAGCGACAUUUGCUUCGAAACAGCAAACGAUCAUUGGAUUUAAACAAGGUGUUGAAGAUGCUUUAUUCUCAAUUCUGAAAAUGCCCAAACCCCGUCAGUGUUGGUGUCACAUGAGGAGCAUAUGAACUGUACAUUGGACACAUCACCGAUGGGAAAUGGAGAUUCCGUUAUUCUGUCUGAAACAGAACCUGAAAAGGAGACGGUUGAGGACAAAAGCAACAUGAGUGAACCAAGAAAUGGAACCCUUUGCUCAUCAGGAGAGUCGGCUUCCCCUUCAAGGCCAGGAAGCCCUGAGAACCACGACUCAGAGAUGCCGGUUGUAUUGGAUUCCGAUAGAAUGGACCAAUUGUGUAUAGGUCUGUCACCCACCCUGUCCAAUGGCAAUGCCACAUCACCCGCAGACCACAAUUCCAGGUCCACGCCUAUGGAAACGGAUAGUACAAAUCCAGCUAUUGUUUCUUCUCAUCAUUUUCCUAUUUCGGUGUGCAGUACACAGUACUGCUGUGCACUAAGAGACCACAGGUUGUACUGUCAUUCCGGAACUUGGGACAAAGAGGAAACGCCCGUGAAGAAUCUGUCAGAAGAAACAAAUGUACAAGAGAUGGAAGGAGAUGGACAAAGUGAUGAUUGCCUGGAGAGACUUAUUAAUCUGGUCCAUGAGUUCUUGGAGAGCUUCUACAUAAAAUAUGGCAGUUUCAUUCCCCUCAGUGAGACGGAUGUCCUCGAAUACCUGAUGACGAACAGCAACUGCAACGACUUCAGCAACACGGGAUUAAAUAUCCAGAAAGAGAUGGCACGCUAUAAGGGAGCACUAGCCUCUGCACCUGUUGCUGGCUUUAUGGUUAUGUAUAACAAGCAUACGUUGACCCUGGAGGAUCUUUCCACGCUGGAGGAACAGAACUGGAUAAAUGACCAGAUUAUCAACACCUAUGGAGACUUGAUAAUGGAAGCAGCUCAGCAUAAUGUUCAUUUUUUCAAUAGUUUCUUCCACAAGCAGUUGGAUGCCAAGGGCUACGAAGGCGUAAAGAGAUGGACCAAAAAAGUGGAUUUGUUCUCCAAGUGGCUCCUGCUAAUUCCAAUCCACUUGGAAAUCCAUUGGUCUCUUGUCACCGUGAACAUGGCAACCAAGACCAUCAAUUACUUUGACAGUCAAGGCAUCGUCUUCCGGCACACUGCCGAUAACAUAAUGAAGUACCUUCAGUCUGAAGCUCAAGAGAAGAAACAAACUCAUUUCCUUAAAGGUUGGAAGAUUGCAAUCAACAAGGGUAUUCCUCAGCAGAAAAAUGACAGUGACUGUGGUGUUUUUGUCCUAGAGUAUUGCCGAUGUCUCUCGGUGAAGAAACCUCUGCUGUUCAGUCAGGACGACAUGCCUCACAUUCGGAAACGAAUCUACAAGGAGCUGUGUGACCGACAGCUCAACUCUUAAAUGGCCGCCUCAGAUCACAGACUGCCAGCCUGAUCAUGUGCAGGUCUACCAAGCUCUUCAGACAGACCUUAUUUUACUGAGCAUCUGUUACGUAAGGUUCACAAACAACUGGGCGAGCUGCUUUCCUACGAGCAGCAGAUUUCUUUGUCGACUUGGAAAGAACUACUGACGUGGCCUCCUACUGAUGCUGGACUCCUAUGCUUCACGUUGCCUUUUUGCUUUCAGCACGGUCAGUUGAUUUGAACCGGCCACUCUUAAGGACACACAGGUUGUCUUCCUUGGACUCAUGCAGGCACCCAACCUGCUUCAACCAAAUAGAGUGGCCAUUUUAAGCAUAAUAACGUGUGUUUUAUCCAGGACUUUGACAGCAGCACCUCAUAUGUUCGUGUUAUCUGAUGUUGUACGUCAAGAAAAAAAGUUGGAUUCAGUGAACCGAAUGUUCACCUAAAACUUGAAGAUGGGAGUUUGCUUGUCUUUUUGUGGACUGCUAAUAUUUGCACGGCUAUUGAGGCUUUCUACUUUGAAGAAUUUAGAAUAACAAGCGAAUGUACUACCUGUGUACUCUUGCUUUCUCUCCUGUGACUUUGUAUAAUACAAGCUUAUUUUACCUGUGGCUCCAAACAUGGGUACGGAGUUAACUUUGUUUCGAGUGUAAGGUCUUAUGACACCAAAUAAUUUCUUCUUGAAAUUUCCGUUUUUUUCCACCUUAUUUUGUCAUGCUAUUAUCUACCAGACUCUUUAGCUAUACUUGUUAAACCCUGAUUUCAAAACAUUCAAGCGUGUCCAUCCAUUUGAACUAAUAUGUACUUUCUCAUUAUUGUUAGAUGUGCAAAUAAAGCUGCUUUUGUGAAGGCCGCAGUUUUAGGUGUUAGCCGAGCAGACAUAUUGUAUAAGAAGACAUUUUGAUGCAGGUGCGGAAAUACCUUCUCUGUUACAUAUUGUUGAAAGAAAAAAAAAAGUGGACCGUUUAUUUGUUCCCAAGCGUCCUUUCCCUCUUGCGUUUGCUGUUGUAUCCCUUCAUGUGGAGUUCAACUUUAUAAUACUGUCACUACUGUAAAUAUGUGCUUUAGUUAAACACCACAAGGGAAUCUUUGUUUUUAUUUUGUUUUCAAUCCAAGACUGCUGCCAACAUGAUGCUUUUCUCUUUGUAUCGCUCUUAUAUGUCUUUGAUAAGGUCGUAGUGAGGCAACAACAUGCGGUGACUGGAUUGUUUUUUUUUUCUUGUACUUGAACUCAUAACCUGUAGUCCCCAGGUGGAACCAUCCAGGUAAAAUACUCAACUGUAAUUUGUGAUUUUUUUUUUUUUUUCAACCAACAUUAUUUCAUCAUCUCUGACCUUAAAAACAAUUAUUUGUGUCCA